AUGUACGAGAUGCGUGAGGCGGGUAUUCACAAAGUUCUUCUCUACCGCUCGAAGGAAUUCGACAGCUUUUGUAGAGGCUAUUCCAGAACAGCGGAAAUCUCACUAGUUUCAGAGACCUCGUGGAAUAAUGCAUCCAAUGAGUGGGCUUCCGUCGCUGAGGAGGAAAUUUUCAAACAGGGCGCCGCAGAGUCACUUUCUGCCGACAAUCUAGGCAUUAGACUUAGCGAUGGACUGGUGUACGAAGGUGAGACCGAUAAGUCUGCAUUCAUCACUCUUUUGCCUAAGGAGGACAGCACUUUGUUUGUUGCUUCUAUUAUACCUGUGUACAAAGGUGACUUCUUAGGCAUAUUUGCUGGCGCAAUUCGUUUCUCGGAGGAGUUCAGUAUAGCCCAUAGCAUUCCUGGACCCACCGGGAGACUUUGGCUUGACUAUUCUCAAGUCACAGGGGUACUGAACCAGAUGCAGGUGUCUGAACCUGGUGGUAAAGCAAACGUGUGCCUUCACUGGGUUGCUUUCUGCGGCGAUGUCGAGACACAGCCUGACAUUUCGUGGCGAGUCUCUGUUAAAGCCUCCAAGAAAAUCAUGCCAUUUGAGCCUCUACUUCGCGUGGCUACUCAGCACGGGCAAUAUGAACUGCACUUGUCGUCUGAAAAUGCCGAAAGAGGCUUUCUCGAAACUGCCAUCAGCCAAUGA
Molecule: messenger RNA, 693 nt
Organism: Penicillium waksmanii
Lineage: Eukaryota; Fungi; Ascomycota; Eurotiomycetes; Eurotiales; Aspergillaceae
Exons: 2
Coding region: 1-693 (230 amino acids)
Source: RefSeq, a predicted model, not a curated record